CUUAGUGUUUUUUUUUAGUUUCUUUGGUUUCUUAAGGUUUUCCCAUGUUUUUAGAAUUCUCGGGUUCAUUUGUGUUUCUAUGGUCUGUUUACGGUAUUAAGUUUGGUCUAUUUCGGGUAAUAUUCCUAAGAUUUCUUGUUCGGUUUCUUAGAAUUUUGUAAGCUGUGGACUUCGGGAAGCUCGUAUGUACAGAUAGGUCAUCAAAAUGUAAGUGUUCAGCAAACCGUCGCUCAACAACCUGCCGAUCACCGAGUUAUCGUUUCAGCAACUUGUCGGGUAAACAUUUUGUCGGCCGGCAAAUCGCCGGAGUGCCGACAACCGGACUGGGGACCUCACUGACUAUCACUACAAUGCAGCAAUCGAGACCUGUCACGUGACUACCAUAUUCAGCGCCUGAUCUGGACGAAGGAACGUAUGGAACUGCACAUGGACGGCAUCCACAUCCUCAACCUCACCGUUCCGGGUCUGGACAGCUGGCCCGCACUGGGCAUAAUGCUGGAUACAUCCAUAGACCCAGGGACUCUUGUCGCACCGGUCGCCGACGCUGACGCGUGCGUAAGUCCGGCGUUGGAAUGGUCGCACGAAUGGCUGAUAGAUUACAUCAUUGUGCGGCAGUACAGGAGCAACGUGCACCAAGAGGGUGGCGUUCAGAUCACGUUGGGCGUGGCAAUUCCGUUAGCAGCCGCAGCGUUGGGAAUUAUUCUGUGUCUCAUCCUGCUGCGCCGCGCCCGACGUCGCCGUAUCGAGCGAACCAUGUCCAAACUGACGAUCGUCGCUUCCAGGGCAAGCAACCCGUACCUGACAGCAUUCGAGUUCACGGCCGAAGCUGCGGAUUUGCUCACCAAUGAAUGGGUGCGAGCCAUGGAAAUCCCUCUGGCAAAUGUGCAAACGGCCGAAAUAGUUUUGGGGCGAGGCGCGACGAGCGUUGUAAGUAAAGGCGUGGUCGAUGGGCUUGCCGGUCAGCCACGCCUACUCGACGUCGCAGUGAAAAGUGUUCGAGACCACAGCGAAACGGUGGAAAGACGACAAUUGGUUCAAGAAUUGAAAGUUAUGGCAAAGCUCAACUGUCAUCCGAACAUUGUCCGCCUCAUCGGCGUCGCAUUGAGAGGCGAACUUCUCUUGGUUGUCGAGUAGACAAAAUUUGGUUGUCACCGGUAUUUGUUCAAAUCACUCAGCGUGAAACGCUUUUACAGCCAUGUCAGUCCCGAUGGAACCAUCCUGCCGUACGACGAAGACGAAGCGGAAAAAUCAGACUCUUAAGCAAACAGACGGCAGCACCACUGAAGUUAGAUCGCUAACAGUGUGUCAGUCGUCGUACUUCACUAAAGUAUUAAAAAUAGUAGUAGAAUACACGAAAAAAAUAUACUCGUAUACAGUAAAAUUAACAGAUUGUUGAGAAACAUUGGAGCAUGGACGUAGAUCGAACAUGCCGAAAGCGGUAUCAACUCCGUUUGGUCGCACAGGGACCUGGUCAUGCGGCGCAGUGAACCCGGGUGUGUGUGUCUGGAUGGGAAGCUGUACGUUCUCGGGGGGUACGCCGACGAGGACGGAGACGACUGUCUGGACAGCAUCGAGGUGUACGAUGAAGCGGCAGACAGCUGGGCGCUGCAUGCAUGCCGGUUGCCGCGGGCCCGGUCUGGAUGCGGCUGUGCAGUGAUGAAACUGAGAACACCACUCGCCACUUUAAUGCCGACCGCGGUGGAUUUAGGAUGAAUGUGUCCGCCGUCCGUUUGAGACGGUGCACUGCGCCAUUAUGCCGACGUUUCAUUUAGUUCUUAUGCCAGAUUUGCUCUCUUUUUAUCGGAUUCAUUUCAGUACGGAAUUCCCACAGCCUCUUGAAUUCGCCGUUUCCCAGUUUGUGUUCAUAGUAAGAUAGUGAUUUGUGUUAACAGUAAAAAAAAGAUAAGAUGAAUGUUCGUGCUUUUCUUGUUUGUUUUAUAAAAACGACACAAGAAAUGGUACUUAAUUUCUGAAACAGCGGAUAAGUAUUGCUGCUUUUG
Molecule: messenger RNA, 2000 nt
Organism: Paramacrobiotus metropolitanus
Lineage: Eukaryota; Metazoa; Tardigrada; Eutardigrada; Parachela; Macrobiotidae
Product: insulin-like growth factor 1 receptor
Exons: 4
Coding region: 415-1134 (239 amino acids)
Biological process (GO): cell surface receptor protein tyrosine kinase signaling pathway; positive regulation of kinase activity; protein phosphorylation
Cellular component (GO): signaling receptor complex
Molecular function (GO): transmembrane receptor protein tyrosine kinase activity; ATP binding
Source: RefSeq, a predicted model, not a curated record